Messenger RNA from Psammomys obesus (fat sand rat), 1014 nucleotides. RefSeq names its product chromosome unknown C6orf58 homolog (gene CUNH6orf58). NCBI's taxonomy places the organism in Eukaryota, Metazoa, Chordata, Mammalia, Rodentia, Muridae. Bases 1 to 1014 code for a protein of 337 amino acids. The transcript has 6 exons. The record is from RefSeq and is a predicted model, not a curated record.
AUGGCUGUCCUGACAUCCUGGGUCUGGGUACUGGCUGGCUGCUUUUCUGCAGCUGUAGCAGAGGAUUCUGGUAUCUCAGCUCUGUAUCCUGCUGUCUGGGAAGAGAGCCCAGAACAGUUAAGUGAUUAUAGGUCAGAGGAUGGACAGCACAUAAUGAACCCUUGGGAAGUCACUGAAAGAAUGGGGAUGUACAGAAUCUUACUGAAACAGACAGCCCCGUAUUUUGCAAGGUAUGCUCCAGAAAAUGAGCAAAAUCUUUUGUGGGGAUUGCCUCUGCAGUUUGGCUGGCAGUAUAAAACAGGUAGACUAGCUGACCCCACCGGGAUGAUAGACUGUAGCUAUGAACUUGCAGACCAUCUGUGUGUCUCUGUGGACAGUUGGUGGGCUGAUAUAAAUUAUUAUCUGAGUGUGAUACCUUUCCUUGCUGCUGUUGGUUCUGGGAUACUGGGGAUAUCGUCAGACCAAAUCGUGAUCUUGCCUCCACCCAGUGAUCAGAGGAGGUUUUGUUACACUGUCUCUGGCUGCCGAUCUGCCUUCCCUGAAACAAUGGACAGCUGGAACGCCUUUUUUCAGUACAUGCAGACGCCUUCCAGUGACUUUGACGGCCUCUUGGAGCACUUAUGGGCUGCCCACACCUCAUCCUUGGACUCUUCCCUCAGUACCUUUGUAGACAGAUAUGACUAUUACCCUGACCAAGAAGUGAAUUUUCAGAAAAACUGGGCUAUUGCUGUAAACUAUUUAGCUGCAGCCCGUCUUCCUACAACCCUGAGAAGAUCACAUGGCUUACAGAAGGGUCUGCCGCCACAUAUACUUCUUUAUACUGACAUAGCCCCUUUUAUUUCUGACUUCACUCCUCUUCAGAACAAAGUCCUGCUGAUGCUUAACGAGCUUGGUGACCUUGAUAGACUUACAGGAUCAUCAUCUUUGAAGGCAUGGGAAGCUAUCAUGAGUACAAAACUUUCAAGGAAACUAUUACUAAAAUUUCUUGAAGCAUUUUUGGGAACAUCUACAUAA